Molecule: messenger RNA, 6875 nt
Organism: Cydia strobilella
Lineage: Eukaryota; Metazoa; Arthropoda; Insecta; Lepidoptera; Tortricidae
Gene: Usp8
Product: ubiquitin carboxyl-terminal hydrolase 8
Exons: 19
Coding region: 183-2945 (920 amino acids)
Biological process (GO): protein deubiquitination
Molecular function (GO): cysteine-type deubiquitinase activity
Source: RefSeq, a predicted model, not a curated record
UCAAAUCAUUCGUUCAAACAUGACGUUUUCCGAUUAGGCUAGCCAGUUUUUUGUUUCAGUUUGUGUAUAAUACUAAAAUCACUCGUUUAUCUCUAAUGUAAUGUAGUGAUUAGUGUUCCUAGUGUCGAAUAAAACAACUAUAAUCCAUUACGCGGACCGUGCGGCAGGUUUGAUUUUCCAACAUGACGGAAACUCGACGACAGCAACUGCAUCUUGGUAAAUGCAUCGAAGAUUUGGAUAAACUGCAUAAUAUUCCAGAUUUGAAGUCGAAGAGAGCUACAGCGUUAUGCAAAACAGCGCAAAAACUUUUCGAGAGCGCAACAGAGGCCCGUGAGAAGGGCGAUGAGGAGUACUCUUACGUGUGCUACAUGAAGUACUUGCGGGUUGUGGCGUGCAUUAGCAAGGACAAGGACUAUUUGAAGGACAAGAACUAUUUCAACCAGAUGUUGGGGACCAAGAACCCAAAUAAGGCUAUUGAUGCAGCUGAAGAGCUGAAGAAUAGUCUGAUUGACAGGUAUAACCAAGAACAGAAGAAGAAGCGGCUGAACGACAUCCAGGAGAAUGAGGUUAUCAAGCAGAAGAUUGAUGAGAAUCGGAAGAAAGCGCUGGAGGCUGUGCCAGCACCUGAGCCGUCUCAGCCUUUGGGGUUGCCAGGUCUAGAUGAGGUGACCAUCAAAAGCGAGCAGCUAUACAACAUCCUCAAGAGUGGGAAGAUGAAGGUGAUGAUACUGGACGCUCGGCCCGGCAAGGACUACAUAGAGUCCCACAUCAACUGCCCCUCCUGCAUCAGUGUGCCCGAAGAAAGCAUUUCACCAGGUCGUUCAGCACACAUCCUAGAACAGAAUCUACCCGCGCCUUCCAAACCUAUCUGGGCAACCCGCGCUUCUAUGGAGCUCAUCGUGAUGUUAGAUUGGAGCAGUACUGCUGUGAUCCCGGGGAACACGCUCCAUCUCCUGAAGGCCAUCUUGUUGAAGUGGGACGUCAAAGUGCAUUAUCCGCGUCCGCCGUUAGCCCUGCACGGCGGCUACGAAGAUUGGCUUCUUCGCUAUCCGGCCCUCACAACCAACCCGCAGCCUACGCCGAGGGCUAAAGCGCCUAAAGACAUGCUAGGUGAAAUCGACUAUCCAGUGUGGGCAGACCUGACCCCAGCCCCGCCGCGACCGCGGGCGUCGGAGCCCGCCGUCGACCGCAGCAGCAAGGCCGCCGCGUUGCAAAAGUACGAGGAGCGAGCUCGCAACAUGGCACAGAUAAUACAACAACAAGAACGCUUAGCUGACACCUCGCUGACACUCGAAAUGCAAAGGAUAGAGGCGGAACAGGAUUGGGAGAAGACGCACUUCCAACGCGAGACAGAGGAGCGGGACGACGUGCGUGCACUAUACAAGAUGCGCGAACAGGAGAUUAUCUCGCAGCUCAUGCAGUUGGAGAACAAGCAGUUUGACAUGGAACAAGAGAACCUGAGCCUCCGCCAGCAGUUAGAGGAGUACCAAAGAAGAGAGCGCGUCGAGGCCGAAAAGAUGGCCGAGUCCAUAGUCACCGAUGAUGCCAAUGCGGACAAGCAACGCGUAAUCGCCGAGCAAGCCGCACAAACGCGCGAACUCGCUGCCGCGUCCGCUCGCAUCGACGCAGUACGAGAGCAGCGCGAGGAGCUAGACCGCCAGCGCGAGGCGCUAGAGCGGGAGAGGAAGCGGAAACUGGCCCAGGCGAGAGAGAAACGGAAACCUAUCCUUGAUAAGGAUGAAGACGGCGACACGUACAUGGUGUCUCCCGACGACGGCCCCGCGGGCUUAAACCGGUCGCAGUCCUCGCCCAACAUAGCCAAGCAGGUAUCAUCAGAUGAAGACGAGUCGCCUCCGUCCUUCGAUCGCAGCGUCAAACCCACCAAAGUCAUACCCAGAAACCAUCAAAGAGACUUCCAACCGCAAUGGGGCGAUGUGGGCCGCGGUCUUACCGGCUUGAAGAACCUUGGCAACACAUGCUACAUGAACUCCAUCAUCCAGUGCCUGAACAACACCGCCAUCUUGUGUCAUUACUUCUGCAACGGACAGUACAUGGAGCAUGUUAACAGGGCGCACGGAACGCGAGGAGCGAUCGCAGAAGAGCUAGCAGCGGUGGUGAGAGCGCUGUGGUCCGGCCAGUACCGGUACAUUGCAACCAUCGACUUGCGGAACGAAGUCGGGAAGCACCAACGAGCAUUUCGAGGUUGCGAGCAGCAAGAUUCCCAUGAAUUUCUGACAAUUCUAAUGGACUGGCUUCAUCUCGACCUGCAGUUCUCCAGCAAGCCUCAAAUCAAAGACAGCCUCCCGCCCUCCGAAAAAGCGUGGCACGAGUUCACCAAGUCCAAAGAGAGCUGUAUCCUACGGUUGUUCUACGGACAAAUCCGAUCCACGGUCAAAUGUACGGUGUGCGGCAAGCAGAGCGUCACGUACGAGUCCUUCUCCAACCUGUCUCUGGAGUUACCCGCCAACGCCAACCGGUGUACGCUUAGCGACUGCCUAAAACUGUACCUAAACGGCGAAACGAUCCCCGGCUGGAACUGCCCCGGCUGCAAGGAAAAACGGGACGCCGUCAAAAAAUUAGACAUCUCCCGUCUCCCUCCCGUCUUAGUCAUCCACUUUAAACGCUUCUACGUCGACCCCAAGGAAUACAUGGCGAAUGCCUACAGAAAGAAACAGACUUAUAUAGACUUCCCACUCGAAGAUCUGGACAUGAGACAGUUCUCGCUGAAUUGUAGCCCGAAUAACCAUAUAUUUAAUUUGUAUGCUGUGUCGAACCAUUACGGGUCAAUGGAGGGCGGACAUUAUACGGCGUAUUGUAAGAGCAGCGUGUACGGCAAAUGGUACAAAUACGACGACCACGUAGUAACAGAGAUCUCCUCCAGCGAAGUAAAGUCCAGCGCAGCCUACAUUCUCUUCUACACCUCCUGCAACAUGCGCAUGUCGUGAUCGCGAGGCCGAAAGCGGCCCAACGAGGCCGGAGGUAGCUUUAGGCCUUAGGAUCACGGCCUAAUCGGGAAACUAGGUCAAGUUUCUGAGUGAACGCGUUCAGGCUGGAUUACUUUUAUAGUGAUAGCGAGGCCGAAAGUAGAUUAUGCACUCUUAUCUCUUGUCGGGGGCUAGCUAGGCCAAGUGUUUGAGACUUUGGCCAAAAACUUGUUUUGGCUGUAUAACUUGGCAAGAAUUUGUAAAUAUAUUCAGUGCUGCUUAUAUUAUUUUAAAACCGAAUUUUAAAAUCGUGAAGCCGAACUGCAGAAUCACGAGGUCGAAGGUAGCUUUAGGCCUCAGGAUAUAGGCAAAUUCAGUCAAAGAUUUUGUAUGUCUUUACUUGGCCAAGUAUUAAUUGCCGAAUCCCGAUAUAGGUCGAAACGGAAACAUAUGGACAUUUUAAACUUUUGAUUGUUGUGAUUAUUAGUACUGAUGUUAUGAAUAGUUUUUAAUCCAAACUUAGAUUGUUUAUUACCUGUUAAUUUGUAAUUAAAUAAUUAUUUGGUAUGUUGAAUGAUGAUGAUGUUGGUUUUUGGUCCCAAACUUAAUAGUUGAUUUUGAAAAUCUCCAGUUUUUGUUAGCCUUUACCUAUGUGACUACGGCGUAUAAUAUAAUGCACUUUCAUGCAUUAUGAUAAAGUUUAAAAUUGUGUACUUGCGAGGCGCUGAAAAUGGUAAAUUGUUUAACCUCUCGUCUGUGUAUGAUAAGGACCUAACUCAUCUUUCUGCGUUUUUGUCGAAAACCAUUUUUUCUGCUCGUUAUUCAGAGCGACAGGUUUAAACUCACGGUUUUUGAAACGCGAAAGGUUAAUAUCAAAGAGGAUAUAAUGGAAUAGAGCGGUAUUGUCGUAGUAAAUUUUGUGGCCACAGUAAAUUCACUGCCAUCUAUCGACACACGAUUAAAACUAAAAAUUAAGAUGUAUAAAAAUACCAUAAAAUGUAUUUAUAUAUAGAUAAAUGAUUUUUUUUAUUAGCAUUAAUUAUAUUUAUAUGAUUUUGACCUGAUUUUCACUGAUAUGCGUUUAAAUUGUUAAAUAACAAAAGAAAUCGUCAACGCCAUCUAUCCGAAGUAAAAGGUAGUGCCGCCAUCUGAUCGAGAAUCAAAUUUUCUUGAUUUUCGAGGCACGUUUUUUCCUUAGACUGUAUCCAUCUAUUACCGAGUUAUAUCUAUCUUUGGUUAAUAUGAAAGCUUGGAUAUUUUUGCCUCGAAUUCAACUUUUUUCUUAACCCGUGAAACGCCCCUAACAUAUAUGAAAUUUUGAAUUUGUAACCCUAUAAUGAUAUAGUAGGUUCUAAAUUCGCGUUUCAUGGGUUAAAAAGAUCUUAUAUAGUUUGGUUUCAAUAGCCCUUAUAGAGGGCCAGUGUGAUUUUUGAUAUGUAUAGAAAAAUUAUGGAAUGUAUGAGAUGUGAAGACUGCAGUAUGGAAACCAAACUAUGUUCGCAUGAAAUUGUUCGUAGGUUCACAGAUCUGUAUAAAAUAUAUAAAUAACUUGAAUAACAUUAGAUUUGUUCACAAGUGUGUCGCUUAACUUAACUCCUGUAAAUCCAUUCAACCCUCUUAGGAAAUAUCUACCCUAUUACCUUUUCUUAAUACCAAAAUCGCAAAACGAGCAUUCCACGGGCUGUUCGGUACAAACGCAUUUUAUUUCCUGUGUUGCUACUUUUUUUUAAAGCAGGCUAUUGAGUUGGCAACUGUCAAAGGUUUGCAGAGAUGGCGCCAUCAUAGCUUGCCCCUUUUUAGGGUUCCGUACCCAAAAGGUAAAAACGGGACCCUAUUACUAAGACUUCGCUGUACGUCUGUCACCAGGUUGUAUCUCGUGAUCUGUGAUAGCUAGACAGCUGAAAUUUUCACAGAUGAUGUAUUUCGGUUGCCGCUAUAACAACAAAUACUAAAAACUGAAUAAAAUAGAGAUUUAAGUGGGGCUCCCAUACAACAAACGUGAUUUUUGACCGAAGUUAAGCAACGGCGGGCGGGGUCAGUACUUGGAUGGGUGACCGUUUUUAUAGAUAAUGGUACGGAACCCUUCGUCACUUGGCCGGUUUUUUAUUCUAUGAGAUUUGGCUUAAAAGGCUGGCAUCCAGGGCAUUAAAAAAAGCAAAGAUUUGACACAUUUCUAGGGAUUGACAGGGCAAGCUAUGCUGGCGCCAUCUGCUAAACACUUCGACCGGCCAACCCCAUUCUGUGCAUAUUUUUGUCCAUUUGACAUAGAAAAGGAAACUCUUAUACCUGCAAAUCUUGAGAAAAUUCGCAAUUGUACGGGACAACGGUAGAUAAUUUAAUGAAAUGCUCUCUUCUUCUUUCAUGGAACCUUAGUUGGAUUAACCCGAAUUUGAAGUUAAGCGACUCAAGUGACCUCAUUGAUGUAAAAUAAAUAUCAAAAGAAUAGUAGUUAAUUAAUAUGAGGCAUUUUCUAUGAAAAGGGACCUUAUUGUCGAUGGCGCUUACGACGCACAGCGUCGCGCGGCAUUGUAUUUAUAUCGGAGCAUCGUUUAUAAUGGCGUAAGCGCCAUCGACAAUAAGGUCCCUUUUUAUAGAAAAUACCACAUAUACAGUAUCUUUACGCGCGAGUUCCGUGCAUUUUCGAUGUGCGUGCAUCAAUGGGGCAAGAGGGACCACUACAAUAAACGUAUUUUACGUUUGCCUCAUAAACUAAGUUUCUUUUCUGGUAGAGUACUUACCCUUUAUAAUAUUGUGUUAUCUGCAUGCACAAUGUGGUACCUUACGAUUGAAACUGUCACAUGGGGUAAAAGUUACCCAUAAGGCAUCAGAGAGCACUCUUAAUUCGUCUUCAACAGAACUUGGAAAUAAUGUAAACAAACCUUCAUUACAUAUUAAUAACGGGUCACUCACGUAUUUUAAGUCGAAAACGCUCCGAGGGGCGUCAUCGGGAGCUUGCGUCGACGGUGACGGACCGGCGCAGACUGCGGGCCGCAGCCCUCCGCGUCCGAUGACUCGGCGCGGGCGCCGGCGGCGGCAGGGUGGGGCGUGAGUGACCCGUUAUUAAAAUGUUUAAUAUGUCUGUGUCUCACGGAAGUUUUGUUAUUAAAACCUUCAUUCAUGGAGACUGUAUAAAGGAGCCAAAUCUCUAUGUAUGAAAAGUGUCCAUCAAAAAACAGUAACUAGGCGGCGCCACCAUACACCGAAAUACUACCAAAAACAACCUACGUAAUUUGGUCGGGUUAUUUGUUGCCGCCACUUGCGAGCACACCAGAGACAACAAUAACGGAGUUGACAGCAGUCGCCGUGGCCGAAUCGGCCGUGGGAGUUAUUAUUAUUAUUAUAUAUGGUUCAUGUUAUACUCAUGUCCCAGAGCCUAACUAGCGCCACCGGAGAGAUUAGGAACUAUUAUUUACAGCUGAAAGCGGUCAGUUUUGCAACAAUGAGGGCUAACGCGUAAGAAUUCGCCGCUAGGGGCGCUAGUGUAGAUGGUGGUCUUUUCCUUAGUUCGAAAUGUCAAAUGUCACUUGUCACUUCAAUGACUGACAGCUUUUCUAUAGUAUUUUGGACCACCAUCCACAGAGGCGCCAACUGGUGAGCAAAAAAACGAUAGCCCUCAUUCUGCCAUAAGAGAUUGGCAUCCUUUCUAUACCAUCCAUACCUUCAUUACUUCGUAAUCUCGCUAUUUACAAGGACAAUUAUGACGUUAUCAACAGUCUAUAUACUUAAAUCUUUUAUUUAUAUAAAUUUUUAGUUAAAUAAAAUGUUAAUUAUUAAUAUUUUAGCGAAAAUGACCUUCGUAAAAAUGUUAGGUUAUGUGUCAAACGCUAACAAAAUCUGUCAUAUUUGGUUACAUUAUUUGCAAGUUCUAUUGACGACAAUUUUACAUAGAGGUGACAGUUUUAAAAACUUGGUGCUAAAUUUUGAUCGUGUAGAUACCAGUAAAGCCUGACC